AAUUUGCCAAUAACAACAACAAAAAAUUGUUUCUUUUGCAAAACAUAAAUUUUUGGCGCCCUAUUUUUGCGAAAUUAAAUGAAUCGAGGACGAAAAUUCAAAAGUCUACUUGCUAUACGCCUGGGCGAUAUACUAUACGAUGAGCAUCGACGCCUGAUAAUGCUCUGCCGGAGUUGCAGUGGCCACUUUAUUACAUUCAAGACCUAUGAACAACAUUUGGAUAAUUGUCCUGGGGUAAAACAUAUUCUAACGCCCUCAGAUCAGCUGUGCUACGAUGAGGCUAACCGAGAAACAAGACUAAUUAAAGGCAGCCAAGAGCUGCAAAUCUAUGACAUUGAUGCAGUAAAAAAUAUAAGUUUUAGUAAUAUAUCGGAUGACAUUGACUGGCAGGCUGAGUUGGAGGAUCCUCGAUGGUAUACAGACGAAGAGCCGCCACAGACCAAACAGACAACCAACAAAAAUGGAGUCAAAAACUACAAACGAGCUCUGGAAGACAAAAAAGAAAUUCAAAAUAUACCCAAAGCCAAGGAUAAAAACUUACCAGAUCGUGCCCCGCCACCGAAGCGAUCAAAACUCUUCACCAGCGCAACCAAGCCAAGCAAGGCGAAAAGAAAUCCAGAUCAGGUCAUUGUGGUGCCCAAUCUCAAAGAAGAUCUCCAGCGUGUUAACAGUAGUGAAAAAAUUGCGUUUUCAGCUAUUAAAAAAACAACGCUACAAAAAGGUUCGAUAUCAACAAUUUCGUCCGCACCCACAAUAAUUGCCAAACCCGCACCGAAAGCCGACGCCCCAACAUCCCCACCCACUGACGGUACACAACAAAUCCUUAACAAACUGUUUGCCUGCGGCGUUCAGGUUAAACGUGGAAAUACCCAGUUAAAUAGUCAACCCACAGCGGAGGCAAAAAACGGCGUGAAGAACCAACAAACUCUCGAUAUAAUGCGUAAAUUACAAUCCAAAGGUAUAAAAUGCACCAAAGUCAAUAAGUAAUAAUCCUUAAAUGUUAUAUAGAUGAACCUCUCACAUUUACAGUGAAAAGUAUUCUGAAAAGUGUUAAUGUCAAAAAUAUAAUUUGUUUUUAAAUUGU
Molecule: messenger RNA, 1084 nt
Organism: Drosophila willistoni
Lineage: Eukaryota; Metazoa; Arthropoda; Insecta; Diptera; Drosophilidae
Exons: 2
Coding region: 79-987 (302 amino acids)
Source: RefSeq, a predicted model, not a curated record